AUGAUGGACAUCAAUUCCCUACUUUCGCCGCAGGAUUCAAAUUCGCAAUCCGGGCGCUCCACCCCCUCCGUUGCUCCUGCUCCCGCUGGCAACGCAUCUGCUCCCUCCGCCGCCGCCGCUCCUAAACCCUUACGCAAGAAUCGCACGAAACAGGGCAUGACGUCCUCGCCGCUGGCGCAGCACGUUUACGCCCCGACAAAUAUCCCCGAACCCUCGCCGCCCUCCGUCAGUCCCUCCGUCGGUCCCAAUAUGGGCGGUGGAAAUGGAACCCCUCCGGCCGCAGACCUGCCUCCUUCCAGACAACCGUCGACCCCCGGCAUGGAUACGCUGGCCGACCUGGCGUCGAUGCAGCAUCAUCAGCCCCAACGAUCGAACGCCCCCAUCCUGCGAAGCACCGAGUCAUACAUAAGUCAACUCUCGCCGUCGACGAUGUAUCCGAAUGUCGGCUCUAUCAACCACAAUACCCCGACGCCCCGCUCGUCGUUCGAUAUCGCCAUGUCCGAUGGUCCUAGGGAAAGCGCCCGGAGGAAUUACGUCGAUACGUCCUUGGUGCCGAAUGCGCAGCGUCUGGCGACCGAGUUAUUCGUCCAGAUUCAAGAGAACCCCCAGUCCUACGAGGCGCACGUCAACUUCGUGCGACUCCUGCACGCCGGGUUCGUCAACCACGUCUAUCCGCCCAACAACCCGGAUAUUCAUGGCGACCCCCGGAAGUAUGACCUCCUAAAGGAUAUGAGAACGGCUCGGGAGGAGAUGGAUAAGCUCUUUGCGAUGGGCGAGGAUCUGUGGGCCGAGUGGAUCCAGGACGAGAGCAUGUUGGCCCACAACGUGGAAGAGCGCAUCGCGGUCAUGGAGCUCUGUAUGCGAUCCAUCGAGGAAGAGUAUGGCAGCACAAAACUGUGGAGUAUAUACGGGGAGUGGGUGCUGUAUCUGUACAACUCCGCCCACGGCGACGCCAGCCAAAGUCAUUGGACGGACGAGGAUCGGCUCGUCGGGCGCGAGGUAUUCUCCUGGCAGUCCGUCCUCGAAGUGUUUCAGAGAGGCGCCGAGGCCACGCUGUGGAGAAUCAACGACAGCCACCUGGUCUGGGAUCGGUUGUUGGAACUGCGCGUGCAGGAUCUGGCGCGCAACCCCUCCCAGGAGAAACUGGCACACGUGCGACACCUGUUUGACAUCCGAUUGCAGACGCCGCACGCCACCUGGGACCAGACGUUCCAGGCUUUCUCUGGGUUCGUUUCGACCUACUACAACGCAAGCUACGAAGGUAUCAUGGCCGAAACCGCCGAGCGAUAUGCCACGCCCAGCAAGGAGACGUACGCCGCACGUGAGGACUUUGAAAUCAAGCUGCGCAACGCCGCCGAGUCGGGCAACAUGGGCAUCGAGUGGACUAUUUAUACCGAAUACAUCGACUGGGAGCUCAGUCGCAACCGUCGGAAACGCCACUCGAAUUUUGAUCUGGUGAAUGCCAUCUACCAGCGCGCGGUGCUGCGAUUCCCCACCGACGCCAGCAUGUGGGAGGACUUUGUCAUGUUCCUCAUUGACGAAGCCAUGCAUGGGAACACGAAUACCACCACUAUCUCCACCCUCGAUCGAGCCACUCGCCAUUGCCCUUCCUCCGGCACGCUCUGGUCGCAGUACCUGAUCAGCUCGGAGCGAGAGGGCCAGUCAUUCUCCAAGAUUGCGGACAUCAAACACAAGGCCACCAGCACCGGUCUUCUCGACGUGGGCGGCAUGGAGGAGGUACUCAAGGUACAUACCGCUUGGUGCAGCUACCUGCGCCGACGGGCCUUCAUGUCGGACUCCACCGACGAGGAUCUGGACGUGGCCGAGGUCGGAAUCCGCUCCGCCAUCGAGAGCGUUCAGGAGCUUGGGGAAAAGAAAUACGGGCGCUCCUACCAAGGCGAUCCGCUCUUCCGACUGGAACGCAUCUACAUCCGGUAUCUAAGCGAGAGUGGCAGCUGGGAUAGCGCUCGGGAGACGUUCAAGGGUCUGGUUGGACGCCGGGGCAACAGCUACGAAUUCUGGCUGACCUACUACGAAUGGGAGCUGAUCUCCUGGAGCAAGUUUGUCCAGGGUGAGGCGACCGUCGAUGCCGCUCGCCGCACUCCCAACCCGAGCUACGCGACGGCGGUGUUGAAGCAGGCGAUCAAGCGAACGGAUCUCGACUGGCCGGAAAAGAUCAUGCAGACAUACAUCGCCCACUGCGAAGACUACGAAGAUUCGGACGAAUUGCAGCUGGCCAUCCUGGAGGCCCGCAAGGCGAUGCGAGCCACAACCGCACGACGCGAACGAGAGGCCCGAGAGGCCGCCCAGCAACAACAAGCGCAGCAGACGGCAGCGGCAGAGAUGGCUACGCACGCCGAAAAGCGCAAGCGUGACGACGAAGCCAAUAUUAACGGGCUUCCAACCAAGAAGCCCCGGGCGGACGAGCCCCCGGUUGCUGUCGUUCCCACCACCGAGGUAGAACCUGCCGCAGCCCCUCCUCGGGAUCGCGAGAAUGCCACCGUGGUGGUCAAGAACCUACCUCGGGGAAUUACGGAGCAUAAAGUCCGCCAAUUCUUCCGUCACUGCGGAACGAUCAACGGGCUGCAAAUGUUCCCCGGCGAAGGAAACUCGGAGGUUGCCAUCAUCGAGUUCAAUUCCAAGGACGAGGCUGCCGUUGCUCAAACCCGGGAUCAAAAGUUGAUCGAUGAAAACACCAUAGAAGUGCAUAUUGGAUCCGGCUCUACGCUCUUUGUCACCAACUUCCCCCCAACCGCCGACGAGAAAUACAUACGCGAUCUGUUCUGUGAGUUCGGCGAGAUCAUCGAUAUCCGGUUCCCGUCGCUCAAAUAUAACACGCAUCGCCGGUUCUGCUACGUGCAGUUUCGCGAGUCCGACCAGGCGUACCACGCCACGAGACUGGACGGGACGACGGUGGGCAAGAACCUCCAGCUGGUGGCUAAGAUCUCCGAUCCCUCGCGCAAACAGGACCGAUCCGGCCCGAUGUACGAGGGACGGGAGGUGCACGUCUCGAAUGUGGACUGGAAAGCCAGCGAAGACGACUUGAAGGAGCUAUUCUCGAAGUACGGGACUGUGGAGUUGGUGCGGAUUCCGCGCAAGGUUGACGGCGGAAGCAAGGGAUUCGGCUAUGUCAUAUUCCCCUCUCAGGAAGAAGCCCGUGCGGCGCUUGCGCUAGACGAACAGGAGUUUCGAUCGCGACCUCUCCAUGUGAAGCUUUCCGCGCCCCAGGGUCCCAAGCGAAGUGCAACGACCAUUGUCUCCCGCGUGGAGAAAUCCCAGUCACCGGCAGCCUCCGAGGCAAACGGCACGAAGCAAGGGUCUGGCGACGGCGACGGCGCCAGCGGCGAACGGGCAGCCCGGACGCUCGGUCUGAUGAAUGUUCCGGAUACAGUCAAUGAUGCACGCAUCCGCAGUCUGGCCGAGCCGUACGGAAAACUGGUCAAAAUCAUUCUUCGACCGGACCACCAAGGAGCUAUCGUCGAGUUUGUCGACGUGCACCAUGCUGGCAAGGCCUCCUUGGAGCUCGAGGGCCGCGAGAUCGCGCCAGGUCGGAAACUACACGUGGGGACGGUGGCCGAGAUGCUUCGACAGUCGGCGGACAAAAAGCACAGCGGGGCUCCCAGCAGUCAGCCGAAAGGAAACAAGCCCCAGGGCUUUCUCCCAGCCAGUAGACCCGUCAGCCGACCGCCGCAGCCCGGAGCGCGCGGCGGGAAGCGUGGAGGACUAGGCGUGAAGCGAGGCGAGAAAAUGACGACGACGACAACCACGACGACGACGAUGACGACCGAAAGCGCAUCCCCGGGCCCGGGGCAAAGCACGAAAAAGAGCAACGAUGACUUCCGAGCGAUGAUCCAGCGGAGUCAAGCUGAGUGA
This is a messenger RNA of Aspergillus affinis, 3873 nucleotides long. RefSeq names its product U6 snRNP complex subunit PRP24. Gene Ontology annotation, biological process: RNA processing. The coding region runs from base 1 to 3873 and encodes 1290 amino acids. Gene Ontology annotation, cellular component: ribonucleoprotein complex. Gene Ontology annotation, molecular function: RNA binding; protein binding. The transcript has 4 exons. The record is from RefSeq and is a predicted model, not a curated record. NCBI's taxonomy places the organism in Eukaryota, Fungi, Ascomycota, Eurotiomycetes, Eurotiales, Aspergillaceae.